UGCAACAGCAAUGACAACCUCUAUUUCAGCUAAAAAUGAUCGUUUAUUAUUAACAACAUUGGCAGCUGCAGCAACAGCCGCUAAUACUGGAUCAUCAAUGUUUGUUACAACAGCAACAAUUGAACCUCCAUCACACGUUCAAACGCCAAGAAUUGAUGAUCGUUUAAAUGCUAUUAGUGGUGCAAUUUGUGAUGAUGGCUCACCAUCUCCAUCAACUUCCACAGCUUUAGCUAAGUUUAAUAAAAUUAUUGAUGAAACAAUGCCGACAACAAAUUACUACAACUAUUAUAAUAAUUAUAAUAGUCCAACAACAUCAUCAUUAUCUUCGGCAUUAUUAUCAAAACAAAUAUCAUUAGCUGCCGGUCCGUCGUUAAUAAAAAGUAGCAUUUGUACAGUUCAACCUCGUUUAAGUAUAACUACGACUACGACACCUACUAUUAAUAAAAAAUUAGCUAAUGACGUAAAACAGUUUGAUAGAAAAUUUAGCGGUAAUAUGGAAAAUUUAUAUAAUAAUACAGAUAGUAAUUUAUCAAUAAAUUUAAAUAAAAUUUCAAACGAUAAUCAAACAAAACGAAAUGAUGUGCAUUAUUUGUUGAAACAAUUAAAUAGUUUUAGUGAUAUAGAAGAAAUAGCAAUUGUUGAUAUAAAAAAUACUAAUAUAUCUAAUGCAUCUAUGUUGUCAAAUACAUUACCGUUAACAACAAUAGCGCAACAAAAAACGCCAUCGAUAUCAUCGUCAUCAUUAUUAUUAAAAACACCAACAAUACAGGCUAUACCAUCAUCAUCAACUUCUGUAACAACUUCAAAAAUAGUUAAAAAAACACCAUCCACAUCCUCUUUAUCAUCAAUUUCAUCAUCAUCGGUUGUAUCACAACCAACUACAACUACAAUUAAACCACAAAAGUUACAAACACAAAAACAACCACAGUUACUACCGCAAUCUAUUACAACAGAAGCAACAGUAACAACACCAUCAAAAUUAGAAGAAAUCAAGACUACUAUAACAACUACUACAACUAAUAAAGCCGAUAAGCAAAAAUUCAAAUACCCAACCUAUAGGCAAAAAUCAACAAUUAAGUCCUGCCAUAAUUCUAGUAAACAAAAAACAGUUUUUGAAAUUGAGUUAAGUUCAAGUAGCUCCUGUAAGGAACCUAUAACUACUAUUACAACGACAACCACAACCACAACUACAUGCGCAGCUGCCGAUAUAACGACACCAACAUCCGUGCUAUCACCAACCACAACAACUAAUCAAAAACAACAGACACAAAUUACCACUGCCACAACAUCACCACAUUAUGGUGGAGGCUCAGAAAAGCAUAAAUCAGUUCAUGGCCAUCAUCAUAGCCAUGAAUUUCGUUAUACAACAACAAGUAGUUUUACAAAAAAACAACAACAGCAUCGUUCAACGGGCGGCUCUGGAGGUGAAAGUCCGACAACUACAAAACCCCAACCUCCAGGUGCAGUAACUACUGUUGUUUAUAGCACUACAACACGUAUGUCAGGUGAUGUAAUACAAACUGAAAUAUUAAGAUGUUGUGAUAGUCCAACAACAAGUAGCGGUAGUAGUAGUAAUGCAACAACAGCAAGUAAUAAUAGUUUAAAUAAACGUUCAAAAUCUCAUUCAAAGAAUACUGGUGCUAGUGCAGGAUUCCAACAAGGUAUCACCACAUCAAUUUCUAUUAGCAACAGUUAUAUGAUACAAGAUGAAACAACUAAAACAUCAUCAUUUUUCAAAUGUUGUUACACACCAUUAGACCGUUGGCGCGAACGUCGUAACUCAAAUUCAGCUGCAGCUGCGGCGGCCGCUGCUGCUACUGCAGCUGCCACAGUCACGGCUUCAUCAUCAACAUCAUCAGCUUCUAAUGGUGCUAAUAAUGUAGUUAAUAUAGGUACAACAACAUGUGCAACAACAAAUGUUGCCACAACUGUGGUUAAUUCAAGUCCAACAAUUGUUGUUACAAGCCAGUCUAACAUGACAACAAUAUUAAGUGGAAAUGGUUCUGUAGCUACAACAACUACAGUAGCUGGUAAUAGUAAUUAUAGUAAUAAUAAUAGUAAUAAUGGAACGGGUAAUAAUAGUAAUAAUAGUAGUAAUAGUAGCAGUGCAACGGUAGCAUCUGCGACUAAUAAAAAUAUUAGUAAUUUAUCUGCGCAUGGAGAUGCAGUUUGACAACAUUAAUGAAAAUUUAAAUAAUAAUAUAAUAGGUUUUCGGUAAUUAAUUAAUUAUUUCAGAAUAAUUUUUAUUUUACGAUUUUGUCUUUAAUUUUUUCGUUUAUAUUUUAUUUUUUAAGAAAUUGAAUUUAAUCAUAAGAUUUUAUAUGACAAAAUAAUUAACAUUGUAAUUUAAUUUUAUAGAAUCAAUAUGAAUUAAAUAUAAAACUUUUUUUUUAUGGGUCAAAAAAGCAGAUUUAGAUUUUAAGUAUAAUUCUAACAAAAAAAAAAAAUUUGAGAAUAAAAGUGAGAGAAGUUAUAUGGUACGUAGGGAAUAAAAUAUUACAAUAUGUAUAAAAUAAUAUUAUAGAACAGCUAUAAUUUAUAUAAAAACAUGAAAAUGAAAACUGUAACGAAUUAUGAUAUUAGUAAUAACGUUAAAUAAGAAAAUGUAUGAACCUUUAAUAUUGUUAAAGUUUAUGAAACAUUUAAUUAUUUUUUAAUUAAUAUUCGAUUGUUUAAUCUAUUAUUUUUGUUUUAUAUAAAUGGUUUAACCACGAUUAACCCAAAGUCGGGCACCUGUUACUUUGUUUAGUUUGAAGAAACAAAAAACUAUCAAAAUUCAAACAAUAUUAUUGAAAAUAUUCAAAGCUUAUGAUGUAGGAACAGCAAUAGUGUGUAUUUAAAUUAAAAUAUCGAAAAUAUUUGUAAAAACUAUAAAUUUAAUUGGAAUUUUUAGGGUCCAGAAAUUUUAUAUGUAUAUGCAUAUAUAUAAAUUUCAUAUCAUUUUCUUAAAGAAUUUAUUGAAAUUAUUUCUUUUCAAUUAAUUGCAAUAAUUGAACUUUUAAAAUAAUUAACAAUAAAUAUUUAUGAAUAUGUCAAAAUUAAGUUUGUUGCUAAUAAUAUUUUCGUUAUUAGAGGUGAAAUAUUUAAUUUCUUUGCUACUAAAGUUUAUUAUUAUUUAAAUAAAAUUAUUAAAAUAAAAUUAAAUCAUAAUAUCAUAAUUUAGCACUGAACAAAAGCAGUUGAUUUUAAACCGUUCACAUUUAAUAAAGCACAUUUUACAUAAAUUUUUUAAUAAUUGCUUUGAUUAUAGGAAAAAUUAUAUUUUUAUGUUUCAUUUAUUUUUAUUUUAUUGCAUUUUGAAUUUGCACGUUAAUGUUUAAGUCUUCAUAUAAUGUACAUCUUAUAUGCAAUUUAAAUAAUGUUACUUAUUUUUAUUUAAUUAAUGUUAUGUAAAAUAUAAAAUAAUACAACUUUAAAAAAAAAAUAAUAUAAGUUUCAUAUUUAAACUAAAUAUAAGUUUAUCAAAUUGAAAAGCAC
Condylostylus longicornis is the source of this 3478-nucleotide messenger RNA. Its product is annotated as mucin-5AC-like. The coding region runs from base 11 to 2173 and encodes 720 amino acids. Lineage: Eukaryota; Metazoa; Arthropoda; Insecta; Diptera; Dolichopodidae. The transcript has a single exon. The record is from RefSeq and is a predicted model, not a curated record.